Messenger RNA from Athene cunicularia (burrowing owl), 4189 nucleotides. RefSeq names its product transcription factor Dp-2 (gene TFDP2). Gene Ontology annotation, cellular component: nucleus; transcription regulator complex. The record is from RefSeq and is a predicted model, not a curated record. Gene Ontology annotation, molecular function: RNA polymerase II transcription regulatory region sequence-specific DNA binding; DNA-binding transcription factor activity, RNA polymerase II-specific. Lineage: Eukaryota; Metazoa; Chordata; Aves; Strigiformes; Strigidae. Bases 99 to 1442 code for a protein of 447 amino acids. The transcript is spliced from 13 exons. Gene Ontology annotation, biological process: regulation of cell cycle; regulation of transcription by RNA polymerase II.
AGGGAUGAUGCUGAGCUAGGAUGUUUGUUUUAAAGAUUCUGUGAAGAUGAAAAGGGAUAUCUUACGGUUUUACGGAAUAUAAAGCAACAUUGUCUGACAUGACGGCAAAAAAUGUUGGUGUGACUUCCACAAAUGGAGACCUGAAAGGAUUUAUAGAUCAGAACCAGAGUCCAACAAAAGGUAAUAUUUCAGUAAUCACAUUGCCAGUUUCCAGCACCAACUCCCCAACUAAGAUUUUGCCAAAAACCUUAGGACCAAUCAAUGUGAAUGUUGGACCCCAAAUGAUCAUAAGCACAUCACAAAGAUUGACCAAUUCAGGGAGUGUUCUGAUUGGGAGUGCAUAUAACCCAGCUCCAACAAUGGUCACACAGACACACAUAACAGAAGCUUCUGGCUGGGUCCCAGGGGACAGAAAACGGACUCGAGAAUUUAUCGAAUCAGAUUUUUCAGAAAGUAAGCGAAGCAAAAAAGGAGAUAAAAAUGGGAAAGGUCUGAGGCAUUUUUCAAUGAAAGUAUGUGAAAAAGUUCAACGUAAAGGAACUACUUCAUACAACGAAGUUGCUGAUGAGCUGGUAUCAGAAUUCACAAAUUCUAACAGCCACCUAGCUACAGAUUCGCAGGCUUAUGAUCAGAAAAAUAUUAGACGGAGAGUUUAUGAUGCCCUUAAUGUCCUGAUGGCAAUGAACAUAAUUUCAAAGGAGAAGAAGGAAAUCAGAUGGAUCGGUCUUCCUACAAAUUCAGCUCAGGAAUGUCAGAAUCUAGAGAUAGAAAAACAGAAGCGAAUUGAAAGGAUAAAACAGAAGCGAGCCCAACUACAAGAAUUGCUGCUGCAGCAAAUAGCUUUCAAAAACUUGGUACAAAGAAAUCAGCAAAACGAACAACAAAAUCAAGGCCCUCCAGCUUUGAACUCAACUAUACAGCUGCCUUUCCUAAUAGUCAACACUAGCAAAAGAACAGUUAUAGACUGCAGCAUAUCAAGUGAUAAAUUCGAAUACCUCUUUAAUUUCGAUAACACCUUUGAGAUUCAUGAUGACAGUGAGGUGCUGAAGAGAAUGGGAAUGUCCUUUGGGCUUGAGGCAGGCAAAUGCUCAGCUGAGGACCUAAGAACUGCAAAAUCACUGGUGCCAAAAGCUUUAGAAGGCUACAUCACAGAUAUGUCUGCAGGAUUUUCGUGGAUAAACCAAGGGUUACUUUCAAGUUCAGCACAAGCAGUUUCACAUUUAGAGGUAGCAGGAGGCGCUUCUGAUGCUAAAUCAAGUGAGAAUCCAGGGUUGUGUUUGGAUGCUGAAGUGGCUUUAGCAACUGGGCAGUUUCUUGCCCCUAGCAGUCAGCAGUCCAGCAGUGCAGCAUCACGCUACUCCGAAUCACGGGGAGAAACUCCAUGCUCAUUCAAUGAUGAAGAUGAAGAGGAUGAAGAUGACGAUUCUUCCUCCCCAGAAUAAGGACAGUAGAAAAUGGAAUAUACAAAGUGCUGCUCAUAAAUAUUCUUAAUUGGGAGCUCCUGUUCAGAUUUUACUUUUCUUGCCUUGGUUUACACUGUGUUCAGUGAAGCAAAAUGGAAGCUUCAAAACAAAUUCAUCCACAGCUGAAAACUUUUUGUAACUGAACAUGGAGUGACAUGCCGACACAGAGUGAAGUGGUUUUUAUCAACUAUAACCAAGGAAAAGAACAAAGUCCCUGGAGAUUUAGCAAAGUAAACAUCGAGUUCAUAUUUUCCAUUUUGGGACGUUCUGUCUCAAGUCUCUGUCUUCGCCUUAUCUUUACCAGAUGGAGAAGAAAACAGAGUCAGUCAACAAAUGCCAAUUCUUGCAUUGUCUUUUGGCUGAGCUACCUUUAGAAAAUGGGGGAGAGAGAGCACGCACAAAUGUGCUAAAACAGCUAUUUAAAACUAUCUUCUAUGAAAAUUGUUCUAGGGAAAAGGGACUGUUAGAAUGUUUGCUUUUUUCUGUUCAACUUGCUGUAUAGAAGAUUCUUAAAGUAAUAUAAAUUACAAGUGAUUAAAUGAAUCUUGAAAUAGUUUAAAUUCAUUUUAGAUACUCUAAAAGUAACAAUAGUAUGUCUCCUUUGAAAGGUUCAUAUGUUCAUUUAUACUGCAGACCUAAUUUAUUAUAAAUAAGUGAUUAUUCUUAGCCAUUAUUAAACAGUCAGGAUAAAAACAGCAGUAUUCUCUGCACCAGCUUUUUUUCAAGGAAAAAAAGUUUUUAAAUUGUAUUUCUAGAUUAUAGUGUAUCCAGGAUAGCUUCUCCUUUACUGUUCUAACUUUAUAAUCCCUUUGAUUUUAUAGCAGGUGUUGGUUGUUUUUCAAAAAGGCCUCUAAGUUAAAGAUCUCAGGCAGAAUGUUUUCAAGACAGUAUUUUCAAAUUCAGGGUGGGCAGGUCACAUAAUGUUUAAAAUCAUAGGCUGAGGUUCUUAGGAAAAAAAGUACAUUUCAACAAUACAUUAUUUCAUGUUCUGCAUUCUAGUCAGCUUGGAUUAUGAUAGACUUUCUUAGAAUGAAUUUCUGUUGCACUUACCUUGAUGCGCCUUUGAAGAAGAGUAGUAUUGAGCCACUUCUUAAAUAACUUGUGGCUAAAAUAACACAAUGUGACUCCUAUUUGAACUGUUAAAUUAGACUUGCAACAGGAGGUUCUGUGUGCUAUAGUUAACAUCACAUCCAAUUAUAAAGACCUUUUUUUAAAAAACCUUGAACAACAGAGCAGAAUACACUGUAGAUACACUCUUCCUGUGAUGUUCUAACAUCCAGUGUUUUAACUAGUCUCAAAGUUAACUAUUUUUAAUUAGAUCAAUCCAAUUUAAAAUGGUGUCCUUUUUAGUUUUUAUACUGUAUGUAAAUAGUUAACUUGUUUCUUAGUACCAGUGUAUUUAGCUGUCAGAGCUCAACCAUGCUGGCUCUGUUAGUUAUGAGAUUGGGCAGCUUGUCAAACCGUUACUUGCUUGAGCAGUGGCAGCAAACUGCAUCCCUUGACUGCUGUGGCCAUUGCUCUGGCACUGUGUCGGGUAUGUCCACAAGGUCUUUUAAGACAAACCUGCACUUAAGCCAGCAAGAUCCAAAAGCACUAAACCUGAGCUAGUGAGAUAAACUGAGGCUCCAGCUAAACAGCUGCCUGGCUGUUGUGCAGGAGUUAGCACGUGACUAGCUACAUACAGGACAGGUCAGACUGCAAGGAGCAUAUAAGCACACCUGCAUGCUUGUAAUUAAAAAUUUAAAAACUUUUCAGAAACAGUUGGAACUCCUGCAUUUGAGGUACAGUUAGGGCAGCACCACUGUUUAAAGCAUAGCUCUUGACUGAGCAAGUAGAGCUAUCAAACAAAUGAGUUGCAAGUGCACAAAUGAAAAGAAUUCUUACGUGUCUCCCAUGUUAUUCACCCUCUGGGCAAGACUGUUAACACUGUCCUGUGCUCAUAGUUCACAGGCAACAGCAAGGCUGAGGGAUUUACACCACCUCGCUUCAACCAAAUCAGUAACACUACCUCUACAGGAAGAAAAGCUUUACAAAUACAGAAUAAUACUCUUGCUGAGACAGUCAAUGCACUUGACUGAAGUGGCUCACUUUUGAAACAAGAGAAGGUAACAGACACACCAGGCAUAUCACUAUGGAAUUGUCAGCCUCAUGAAUGACACUUCAUUUAAAUAGCUAAUUGCUUUUAUUCUUAAAAAUCCAUUGUUUUUUCAAAAACUAUGCUGUCAGUUUUCGUUGGAGAGGUAUCUUAUCAAAGAUACCUGAUAUAUGCAGGAUCCUAAGGAACUCUUUAAGAGGGGAACAUUUUCUAAAGUUAUUAUCCCCCCCUCCCCGAUACAUUAGGGGCACAUUUAACUUUAAACUUUUUUCACAUUUCCCACUCAAGAUCUAUGUAAAAAAAAAUAAAACCAGCAAAACAGUAAACAACUGCUGAAGAGGAGUGCUUUGAACUAUAAGAAUCUGGCAAAAAAAGGCUUCCUGCCCAGAAAUGGAAUGUAUUUUAUUAGCAGUCAGUGUGCUUUCUGCUUUACAGGAGGCAGAUCUUCACUGAUACUUUCCUUCCAUUGAUGUCCAGGUCCUUCAAAGGAGGACUGCAGACUGCACAACUACUUGCUUUCUGGCAAAUUUCAAGCUACCAACUUAAAAAAAAAAAAAAAAUAGGAACACCUAACAUUUAUUUAGAUAGUUGAACAAAGACUUUAAUAGUUGUUUUUCCUGAACUAUUUGAA